Andrographis paniculata is the source of this 824-nucleotide messenger RNA. RefSeq names its product cucumber peeling cupredoxin-like. Gene Ontology annotation, cellular component: plasma membrane. Lineage: Eukaryota; Viridiplantae; Streptophyta; Magnoliopsida; Lamiales; Acanthaceae. Gene Ontology annotation, molecular function: electron transfer activity. The transcript is spliced from 2 exons. The coding region runs from base 104 to 730 and encodes 208 amino acids. The record is from RefSeq and is a predicted model, not a curated record.
GCUCUAUCGAGAUUCCCCAAAUCACACUAUAACUCACUCGCCUUCUUCAAUUCCUUCCCUUCCAUUUCGUCUUACAGUUCCGCCGCGGAUCUCUCACACAUUCAUGGUGGCGACCGUCGUCUUGGCGCUCUGCAUAACCGUGGUUACCUUGCACAAUGUCGCCGACGCCUACACCAACCACACGGUCGGCGGCGUCGCCGGUUGGUUUUUCAACUCCACCACCAAUAAGACCUCCGCCGAUUACGUCGCUUGGGCGUCCAAUCGCACCUUCAGCCUCGGCGACUAUCUCAUUUUCAACACCAGCACAAAUCAAACCGUAAUUCAGACCUACAACAAAACAACAUAUGUCAAUUGUACAAUGGAUGAAUCUUCGGACAACGACACUUUUCUAUACAACGGAGGCAACAAUCAGUUUGGAGUUGCAACAAUCAUACAAGUCCCGCUAACUUUAGAAGGUCUACAAUACUAUUUUUCGGGGGCUCAAGAUGGCGAACAAUGUAAGAACGGGAUGGCAUUUGAGAUUAAGGUGAAUCACGGAAUUGGACUUCCCCCGAGCCUUAACCAACCUCCUCCGCCACUGUAUGUUUCACCGCCGUCUCCUGGAAAUGGUGACGAAGAACAACCCCCAAUAGUUGGAAUUACGCCGUUGCCCAACGGGGGACUAAGGAGCCUCGGCGACUUGUCGUGGUUGCGGCUUAUGAUUUAUCUGAUGGUUUAUUUGGGAGUUUAAGAGGAAAUUUAUAGGGUUCGAUGGUUGUAUUUUGGAAUAAUAAAGAAUUUUGAAUUAUAAUGAUAAUUUGAUAUGAUAUAAAUAGUUAUUUGAU